GAGAGUGGGGGGAAGGACCGGAAGGGGCGGGUCCCAAGCAGUCCGGCGCCUCGUGGAGGCUGAGCUGCCUCACCCGUGGUUUCAGAGCUUCUAACAUGGGGCUCACCAAGCAGUACCUUCGCUAUGUUGCCAGUGCAGUCUUUGGCCUCAUUGGCAGCCAGAAAGGCAAUAUUGUCUUUGUGACACUUCGUGGGGAAAAAGGCCGCUACGUGGCAGUACCAGCCUGUGAGCAUGUUUUCAUCUGGGACUUAAGAAAAGGAGAGAAGAUCCUUAUCCUUCAGGGGCUUAAACAAGAAGUCACUUGCUUGUGCCCCUCCCCAGAUGGGCUGCACUUAGCUGUUGGUUAUGAGGAUGGGUCUAUUCGAAUCUUCAGUCUCCUGAGUGGGGAAGGAAAUGUAACCUUCAAUGGACACAAAGCAGCCAUCACUUCCUUGAAGUAUGAUCAGCUGGGAGGCAGGCUGGCAUCUGGGUCCAAGGACACAGAUAUUAUUGUGUGGGACGUGAUCAAUGAAAGCGGCCUCUACCGUCUAAAGGGGCACAAGGACGCCAUCACACAAGCAUUGUUCCUACGAGAAAAGAACCUGCUAGUCAGUAGUGGGAAAGAUACCGUGGUGAAAUGGUGGGACCUUGAUACCCAGCACUGCUUCAAAACGAUGGUUGGCCACCGAACUGAGGUGUGGGGGUUGGUUCUGGUGUCAGAAGAAAAGCGACUCAUCACAGGGGCUUCGGACAGUGAGCUGAGGGCCUGGGACAUUGCCUAUCUGCAAGAGGUAAUUCCUUUUUCUGAUUAUGUGCCUGUCGUGUUUCACCGGCUUUAG
Myotis brandtii (Brandt's bat) is the source of this 818-nucleotide messenger RNA. RefSeq names its product WD repeat-containing protein 3. Gene Ontology annotation, molecular function: snoRNA binding; protein binding. The record is from RefSeq and is a predicted model, not a curated record. Lineage: Eukaryota; Metazoa; Chordata; Mammalia; Chiroptera; Vespertilionidae. Gene Ontology annotation, cellular component: Pwp2p-containing subcomplex of 90S preribosome; small-subunit processome. The transcript is spliced from 6 exons. Gene Ontology annotation, biological process: maturation of SSU-rRNA. The coding region runs from base 96 to 818 and encodes 240 amino acids.